AUGAAUGCCACAGUCGUCGAUGAUGCAGUGCCUUACACUACCGACACCGGAAAACCAGCCAAAAGAGGCGACGCCUACAUAUUCGUAGUAGGAUUCUUUUGUAUCUUCGUACUCCUUAUUAGUUUCACUUACGCUUCUUACAUCUGCAAGAAAUCUCGAUCACAACAACCAACUACAAUCUCGUUUGAUACCAUAUAUAAUGAGGAUAUAGAAAACCGGCAUCAUCAUCUCAUGUCGAGGUUCUCUGAUCGGGGCCUUGAUGACAAUGUUCUUGUUACGUUCCCUAUGUUUCUUUACUCCGACGCCACGAUGCCUCACAAAGACGAAUGCUCGAUUUGUUUGGCAGAUUAUAAGCCAGCAGACGUGGUAAGGUUAUUACCAGAAUGUGGGCACUUGUUUCAUGUCAAGUGUAUCGAUACGUGGUUGAAGGCUCAUCCUACUUGUCCCGUGUGUCGAAACACCCCAAUUGCUAUGCCAUGA
This is a messenger RNA of Erigeron canadensis, 480 nucleotides long. RefSeq names its product RING-H2 finger protein ATL70-like. The record is from RefSeq and is a predicted model, not a curated record. Lineage: Eukaryota; Viridiplantae; Streptophyta; Magnoliopsida; Asterales; Asteraceae. The transcript has a single exon. The coding region runs from base 1 to 480 and encodes 159 amino acids.